UGUGUUGCAGCCAUGACGCGCGAGGAGCGUCAGGCGCGCGACCAGGCCAUGGCGGGCGCGCGGCGCCGCUCAGACCCGCCGCCGUCCAAGCGAGCGCGCACCAUGGAUCCUGACUCCGACCGGUCGGUGCGGCCGGGCGAGCCGGGCUGGGUGGCGCGCGCGCGCGUGCCGCUGCCGUCCAACAAGGACUACGUCGUGCGGCCCAAGUCCACCAGCGAGGUCGACAUGUCGCGGACAAGCAAGAAGAAGAUGACGCGGUACGAGAAGCAGAUGAAGAAGUUCAUCGACCAGAAGCGCAUGAAGAGCGGCUCGCGCCGCGCCGUCGAGAUCUCCAUCGAGGGCCGCAAGAUGGCGCUGUAGGCUUCUGCGAUUCACGGCCACAUACGAGUAGAUAGGGACUUUGACUGAAAACUUUCAUUAUUGUCGUUGGCCGAGAUUACGGUUUUGUAACGUGACGGUUUAACCGAUCGCUUCGCGUGAUCCAUUAUUUGCAUUCUAUAGUAUAAAUAGGACCGUUGACGCCGACAGUGAUUCGUUUAUUGCUUCCUUCCCCUCCGACUUAUGGUAAUUACCGCUGAAAGGAGACUAUUUUUUCUAUUUACUUAAUUCCAUGCAACUUAGUUACGUCGCGUCCACCUUAAAACGCAAUGUAUCCAAACUGGAUAAGUUUUAUGACAUUGUAAGCUCAAAAAUAAACGUAUCAAUAGAGUAGCGAAUCAUCGGAUUUGGCAAUAAUAUUUGCGUGUAUGUAUGUGAGUCAAUGUAAACGAUAUCCCGGCUUUGUUUUCGUCUCUUCGAGAUUCUUCCGAUAAGUAUAAUGGCGGUUGAAGUAGACAUACGAUUGUCGAUUGUUCAUUUUUCAUUCACCAUAAUGAUACUUGUUAGCGACUUGUACAUAUUUGUCGUGUCGCAUGUCGAAGUGUUUACUCCUAUUGUGCAAUGAGUCUCGCGAGUCAUGGAUAUUACCCUCUAAAGAGAUUACGUGUAAAAAGUUUCUUUACUCAUAUUUAAAACUUUGUAUUCUGUUAAUUGAUUUCAUACCAAGUAGUCAUUACUGUUUUAAUGCGUCUACGUCUACAAAGAUAAUACGUAGUAGUUGACCAUAACACAAAUACUGAUUAUUAUUAAACAUUACAUGGUCAAUUUAGGAUAUUCGAAUAUGAAAUUGAUGUGGAGCGCGUUUUAUAUUUAACAAAAUUGGGGUUUUUAAGGCGAAGUAGUUAAAUGAAUAUGAAUGUACCGCACAAAGAACAUCGCAGUUCUGUGCAACGUUCGCCCGACUUGUGAUGUUGUGUAAAGUAAGAUAAUGACUAAAAUAAACAUUAUUAUUAAGUAA
Molecule: messenger RNA, 1336 nt
Organism: Ostrinia furnacalis (Asian corn borer)
Lineage: Eukaryota; Metazoa; Arthropoda; Insecta; Lepidoptera; Crambidae
Product: protein IWS1 homolog
Exons: 3
Coding region: 13-360 (115 amino acids)
Biological process (GO): poly(A)+ mRNA export from nucleus
Cellular component (GO): nucleus
Source: RefSeq, a predicted model, not a curated record